UCGAUUCGAUUGAAUGACCUGCUUUAAAUCUCGCAAUCCCACAUUCUUUGAGGUUCAGCUUCGUUCGAAUAACCCUAUACUACGGCCGAAGGGAUAAAAACAGCGGCCAUGGCAGAAUAAGAGAGCACCGCCAUAUUCCAUCACAAUCGCAACCGUUCUGAGCAACACCCUCGAGCACACGGAGAAAAGACGACAACUGAAGACCAACCAUGAGCUCCGGUGAAUGCCAAACGUCGAACCGUGGUGAUUACGAUGAUGAGGAGAAAGACGAUGCCCCUCCUCCUCUCGAUGAAGGCGAUAUUGCGUUGCUAAAGAGCUACGGAUUGGGUCCUUACAGCACCAAGAUCAAGACAUUGGAAGAGGAAAUCAAGACGCAUCAACAAACCGUCAAAGAUCUUAUUGGUAUCAAGGAAAGCGACACUGGACUGUCGCCGCCUUCCAUGUGGGAUUUAGUUGGAGACAAACAAAUGAUGAGCGAGGAGGCUCCUUUGCAAGUAGCACGCUGCACCAAAAUUAUUGCAGGUGAAUCUGAGAACAACAAUAGCGGCGAUGGCGCUGGAGGCAUGGGUGGAAUGAACUCAUCCAACGCUGCUGGCAGUAAAUAUGUGAUCAAUGUCAAGCAAAUUGCCAAAUUCGUGGUUGGGUUGGGUGAAAAGGUUGCCCCUACCGACAUUGAAGAAGGAAUGCGUGUGGGUGUGGAUCGAUCCAAGUAUUCCAUCCAAAUCCCAUUGCCUCCCAAAAUCGAUCCUACAGUCAGUCUCAUGACGGUAGAGGACAAACCAGAUGUCACCUAUGAUGAUGUAGGAGGAGCCAAAGACGCUAUGGAGAAAUUACGUGAAGUUUUGGAGCUUCCCUUGCUUCAUCCAGAACGGUUUGUCACUCUGGGUAUCGACCCUCCCAAAGGAGUUUUGCUCUACGGGCCUCCAGGCACUGGAAAGACGCUGAGUGCUCGUGCUGUGGCCAACCGUACAGAUGCUUGUUUCAUCCGAGUCAUUGGAUCAGAGCUCGUUCAGAAGUACGUUGGAGAAGGAGCCAGAAUGGUGCGAGAACUCUUUACCAUGGCUCGAUCCAAGCGAGCUUGUAUUGUAUUCUUCGAUGAGAUUGAUGCUAUUGGUGGAGCUCGUACUGGAUCCGAUGAGAAUGGAAGCGACAAUGAGGUGCAACGUACAAUGCUUCAAAUCGUUACGGAGUUGGAUGGUUUCGAUGCCCGUGGUAACAUCAAGGUAUUGAUGGCUACCAAUCGACCCGACACCUUGGACCCUGCUUUGCUGCGUCCCGGUCGUUUGGAUCGAAAGGUCGAAUUCGGUCUCCCUGAUUUGGAAGGUCGUGGACACAUCUUGAAAAUCCAUUCCAAGCGAAUGAAUUGCGACCGUGACAUUCGUUUUGAACUUAUUGCUCGUCUCUGCCCCAAUACAACCGGAGCAGAAUUGCACAGUGUUUGUACCGAAGCUGGAAUGUAUGCAAUCCGCGCUCGCCGAAAGAGUGUCAGUGAGAAGGACUUCCUUGACUCGGUCAACAAGGUCGUCAAGGGGUACAAGAAGUUCAGUUCCACACCAAAGUACAUGGUCUAUAACUAGCUUGGAUAAACACAGGAAUAACCCACCAUACUGUAUUUCACCGAAAGGACAGUUAUAGCCUUCAUGUACCAUACGAUUUAUUAAGCCGAGUUCUAGACUGUUGCUUUCUUCUUGCCAAAUUGUGCCAAACUGAUGUCCUCGACAAACUUUACUUGGUACA
Seminavis robusta is the source of this 1737-nucleotide messenger RNA. NCBI's taxonomy places the organism in Eukaryota, Bacillariophyta, Bacillariophyceae, Naviculales, Naviculaceae. The record is from the annotation of a GenBank genome assembly.